This is a messenger RNA of Eucalyptus grandis, 1057 nucleotides long. Its product is annotated as CASP-like protein 1E1. The record is from RefSeq and is a predicted model, not a curated record. Bases 235 to 825 code for a protein of 196 amino acids. The transcript has 3 exons. Lineage: Eukaryota; Viridiplantae; Streptophyta; Magnoliopsida; Myrtales; Myrtaceae.
AUAAGCUUCCAUAUUCCCCCCGAAAACAACACACGAUUCCAAACCUUCCUUUCGCACCUCUCUUUAUAGAUUAGAAUUCCCCUUUGAUCUCCACUAUUCAUCACGAUUCCAAACCUUCCUUGCGCACCUCCCUCUAUAAAUUAGAACCCCCUUUGAUCUCCACUAUUCAUCUCUCUCUCUCUCUCUCUCUCUCUCUCUCUCUCACAGACAUACACACGACUUCUAGCGUAUCGCAUGAAGAGUUACAGCAACAACGGGACUAGAAGCAGCCUGAAUAUGGAUGGCGAGGCGAACAAGGCGGUGAGGGGAUAUGGCGAGAACAGACGGACGGGGACGUGCGGUCUGGCGCUGAGGCUCCUGGCCCUGGUGCUGACCCUCGCCGCCGCGGUGGUCCUCGGGGUCGACAAGCAGACCAAGACCGUGCCAGUCCAGGUCAGCCCCGCCUUGCCGGCCCUGAACGUCCCCGUCACCGCCAAGUGGCACUACCUGUCCGCCUUCGUGUACUUUGUGGUGGCUAACGCUAUAGCGUGUGGCUACUCCGCGCUCUCCUUGCUCCUCCUCCUCGCCAACAAGGCCGGCAAGAGCAGAACCCUGGCCUCAGCGGUGGCGAUUUUAGACAUCAUCAUGGUGGCGCUCCUCUUCUCCGGCUGUGGUGCCGCCACGGCCGUCGGGGUCAUCGGUCGCGAGGGGAACUCGCAUGUGCAAUGGGGGAAGGUGUGCAACGUCUUUGACAAGUUCUGUGACCGCGUGGCCGUCGCCAUCGGCUUGUCCUUAUUUGGGUCGUUAGCUUUCGUUUUAAUGGGCGGUUCGGCGGUCAUGGCCUGAGGGGCCCUUUCCGAAAAGCAUCCUCUUAUCUACUGCACUUUUCGAUAUUUAAGGCUUUUGUUUCUGUGUUUUUGCCUAUAAUUUUGUUUGGGGAUUGAGAUGUGGAGGUGUGUCUUGAUAUUCCUCUUCUUCUUUUUUCGUUGGUAAGAAUAGCCUGCGCGUUAUGGAUGUAUAUGCGUUCUAUCGAUCGAUAAAAGAGAAAAGUUGUGCGAUCAGCUUUGUUAUUAAUUCA